Messenger RNA from Conger conger (European conger), 4036 nucleotides. It is a transcript of the gene cep97, whose product is annotated as centrosomal protein 97. The coding region runs from base 644 to 3283 and encodes 879 amino acids. Lineage: Eukaryota; Metazoa; Chordata; Actinopteri; Anguilliformes; Congridae. The record is from RefSeq and is a predicted model, not a curated record. Gene Ontology annotation, molecular function: protein binding. The transcript has 12 exons.
GGCGGCGACAGAGGGGCAAUUUGAUGGAGCACCAAAUAUGGCACAGGUUGAAGGAGCGGAGAGACUUUGAUGAAACUGUCUCUGGCAGGAGCCAUUUCUGAGCACAGCAAUUUGGGUUGUGUAGUUCUGUUGGAUACACCUCACAUGAUUCUCUUACGAUGAACAGACAAACAUAAACUACAUUUUCCAGCAUUUCACCCACAACCAUGGUGACAGUUACUGUUGCAGCGACGGGUCAGAGCAUCGACAAUAUUGCAGAUGUUGCCAACCUCACAUUUAAGUGGUAGCCUAAAACUAGAUCAUAUUAUUAAACAAAAUAUAAUUAACGAAUGUUGUUGUCCUUAUUUAGCGGUCUAGCUAGCUGUUAGAUAUAUACAGCACAUCAUUUGUUUUCAGGUGUAUCCAGAUUGCCGCCUCUCCUGUAUCAGAACAAAAAGCAGGGAAUGACAGAUAUUAACGUUACAUCUUCUAGCAGCGAAGAUACUAGCUCAUCUAGCUAAUGAGUCUGUCGCAUGCACUCGGUUGGUUAACGUUUAUUACUGACUAGCUAGCUAGCUGGUAAAGUCGGUUUUGGAUAGCAAUUAGUUGGAAGGUAGUUUUCUCGGUAUAUUUCUGAUUUUUAAACUCGACAUUUGGGGGAAAAAUGGGCGUACCAAGUCUGACGUUGGACACCAACGGGCCCAUGGUGGACCUAUCGGACCAGGGCCUCCAGAAACUGGAGCCGAACUUCCCCUGCCCAGCAGAUACCCACACCCUCAUUCUGGACCGAAACCACAUCAUGAAGCUGGAGCACCUAGAGCGAAGCCACAGGCUCCAGCAGUUGUCAGUAGGCAGUAACCGGCUCGUGCGCAUGAUGGGAGUUUCGCAGCUUACUUCACUAAAGGUUUUGAAUCUGCCCAGCAACAGCAUCGGGUGCAUCGAGGGCCUGAAAGAACUGGUGCACCUGGAGUGGCUCAACCUGGCUGGGAACAAUAUUAAGGUCAUGGAGCAGCUCAACACCUGCGUCGCGCUCCAACACCUAGAUCUGUCUGACAACAACAUCUCCCAGAUCGGUGACCUGACCAAGCUUUCUGCCUUGAAGACGCUGCUGCUUCACGGGAACAUCAUCACCACGCUGCGUGCCGUCCCCGCCUUCCUGCCCCCCCACCUGUCCAUCCUGUCCCUCGCCGAGAACGAGAUCAGGGAUCUCAACGAGGCGUCCUAUCUGGCACCUCUACUGGACCUGGAGCAGCUGUCAAUCAUGAGUAACCCCUGUGUCAUGGCGACGCCCUCCCUGCCAGGAUGUGACUAUCGCCCUUACAUGGUGAGCUGGUGUCUGAGCCUGAAGGUCUUGGACGGAUAUGUGGUGUCGCAGAAAGAGGGGCUGAAGGCAGAGUGGCUCUAUAGCCAGGGAAAAGGUCGCAUGUACAGACCCGGGCAGCACGUGCAGCUGGUCCAAUACCUGGCCUCCGUCUGCCCCCUGACCUCCUCCUCCGCACUGCAGUCCGCCGAGGAUGCCAAGCUGGAGAAGAUCCUCAACAAGCAGAGGCUGCACCAGCGGCAGCUGCUCCAGCAGACCCGGCCCGCCCCUCCCCGGCCCACGCAGCUGGACGUGGAGCAGCACCGCCCCGAGGCCCCGGCCCUGGUCAAGCACACAGGUACCACACCGCCCAAAAACAGCACCCAGGUCAAGCACACAGGUACCACACCGCCCAAAAACAGCACCCUGGUCAAGCACACAGGUACCACACCGCCCAAAAACAGCCCCCUGCACACAGGUACCACACCGCCCAAAAACAGCCCCCUGCACACAGGUACCACACCACCCAAAAACAGCACCCUGCACACAGGUAACACACCACCCAAAAACAGCACCCUGCACACAGGUACCACACCGCCCAAAAACAGCCCCCUGCACACAGGUACCACACCGCCCAAAAACAGCCCCCUGCACACAGGUACCACACCGCCCAAAAACAGCCCCCUGCACACAGGUACCACACCGCCCAAAAACAGCCCCCUGGUCAAGCACACAGGUACCACACCGCCCAAAAACAGCACCCUGCACACAGGUACCACACCGCCCAAAAACAGCACCCUGCACACAGGUACCACACCGCCCAAAAACAGCACCCUGGUCAAGCACACAGGUACUACACCACCCAAAAACAGCACCCUGGUCAAGCACACAGACCCUGCCGUGCAGGUGAACAGCUGGCUGGGCAGCGAGCACUCCUACGCCGCCCCGCUCACCGCCCGGACCCCCACGUCGGCCGGGGAGCCCCUCCUCCUGGAGGACGUGCAGCCGGACGAGGGCGGGCUCCGCGGCAGCCUGCUGUCCUCCGAGUCCACCUUCCUCCUGUACCCCCCGUCCCCGCACGCGGCCCAGUCCGACAGCGAGGAGGAGGAGACGUACGAGCCCGACUCCCUGGCCCCCGACGCCCCGCGGGCGGCCCCCGGCGCGGGGCCGGACCCCGAGACGGACCGCUCUCUGACGGAGGGGCACUCUCUGCGCGCGGACGAGGAGCUGGCCCUGGGGGCGUGCGGGGAGGGCGCGGCCGCGGGGGCGGAGCCCCGACAGGAACAGGAAGCGGGGGGGCGUGGCGACGGCAGCGCGGCGGCCGUGCGGAUCCAGGCCUGGUGGAGGGGCCUCUUCACCAGGCGCUUCCACCCGCAGGCCAGGGAGGUGCGCUCGGAGAUCCGUCUGCGGAGGAUGCAGGAGCACAUCCUGUUCCUGUCCGGGGAGGUGGAACGGAUGCAGAAGGAACAGGAGGAGGAGAGACUGCAGAGACUGGUGCAGGAGGAAGCCGUGCGCUUCUUGUGGACACAGCUGCAGUCUGUGUUGGACUGGCAGCGCUCCGUGCAGGACCCCCAGCAGGGCGCGGCUCGGGCGGAGCCGAACGGGCGUGGCCCUGCCCCUCAGUGCCCCCUGCAGGCCACGGCGAGCGCGCUGACCCAGGCCUGCAGCGAGGUCUCCUUCCCGGACUCCGGCUUCCAGUCCACGGGCGAGCCGCAGGGCGCGCUGGAGGACAGCCUCUGCAGCGGGACGGGCGAGUCCCUGGAGACGGUGCGGGCCGGGGCGGGCCGGGGGGGCGACAGCCAGGACGGCAGUCUGCUGCAGCAGUACCUCUCCUCCGUCCAGCAGCUGGAGGAGGCCGAGGAAGGGGCCAGCGAGCAAGCUGCAACGCCCCCGGCACGGUCCCCUGUGCCUGGACUCUCCGCGCGGGACUCCCCCUCCCCGUCCAGUGUGAACUGGAACGAGGAAACGGAACGGCAAAACACACUGCUGGAGGCCGGAAUGUGAGGCCCGGUGUGUCAUAAAAAAACACUCACACAGUGUAUAUAUGCGCGCACCCAUUCAGCGUACACGCCUACACGCACACAGUGUACACGUGCAAACAAACAGCGUACAUAUGUGCUAACACACACAACACACACACAUACACGCAAGUAUACCUAUCACUCGUAUGCAAUCUAUGCUACCCGAAGUGCAACACACAGAAACGGACACAUGCACAGCUGUAGGGCAGAACUGUAUAAUAUAUGUAUAAUAUACAGCCAAUAUAACAGACCUAACCUAUAUAAUGUAAACCAGGCGUAUGAGUUGCUGUAAAAAUCCAGGCCAUCUUCUAGUGUCCAGUUGUGGUGCAUGCUGGGUAGAAGAGCCUGCAGGCUUGUAACCAGUCCCCUCUGCCUGGUACUGUACUCCCCAUAGUCUGGCUCCUCCUUAUUUAUUGAUUUUACCAAUCCUGCGUAACUCGGACAACGGCGCAGUUGCAGUUUCAGCUCUUCGUUUCACUUGUGCUUUGCUUGAGUUUCAAACUAGUUUCAACUAGUUUUCAUGUUUGUUGUCUACCUUGCGGUUGCAGUUGUGUUCAUUCCUCCAGGCCUCUUCUCCAGAUGAGCCAGUUUCUCGGCUGGAAAGUUGAGCCUUUCGUUUUGUAGCAGUAAAACAAGGAAUGUCCAUAAUCCUGUAUAUACAGCAUCUGUAUUGUCCUCUCAACACAACUUGGUUUUUUUUUUCAGUUUAUAUUAAAGAUUGAAAGAUUUUUUUAAA